Daphnia pulex (common water flea) is the source of this 837-nucleotide messenger RNA. RefSeq lists its product as uncharacterized. Bases 1 to 837 code for a protein of 278 amino acids. The record is from RefSeq and is a predicted model, not a curated record. Lineage: Eukaryota; Metazoa; Arthropoda; Branchiopoda; Diplostraca; Daphniidae. The transcript has a single exon.
AUGGUGAGGAGCGUCAAGGAUCUGCUGCGACGCUCCAACGGUCGAGCCUGCCUUGACUACAUGGAACUUGAAGCGAGUCUAGCAGAAAUCGAGAGCGUAAUCAACGCCCGCCCACUCAGCCAUAUUGGGGAAGGAGCUGACGAUCCACUUCCGAUAACUCCAAACCAAUUUCUAAACAACAGACGUUCUACUCGUGCCGAUCCGGAGCCAGCCGUUAACUUGCUAGCUCCAACAUCGACCAGCAUCGUACUACAAGAGAUGGACAAGAACAGGAGGGAAUAUGUCGCUGACAUCUGUGCUAGAUUCGUCGACGAUUAUCUACUCCAACUAGACAACUUCCACUCCAAAGGAAAAUCCGGAAGGAAGAUCCGCCUAGGAGAAGUCGUCGUUAUCCACGACGAAAACUCCAAACGACUCAUGUGGUCUACCGGAGUAGUGAAGGAACUGAUUCCAAGCCGCGACGGACUCAUCCGCUCUGUCAUGCUCAAGGUUCCAAAUGGUAAUUUAAUUAAUAGAGCCAUUCAAUGUCUUCACCCCAUAGAGCUGCGAGAAGACCUCGCCGAAGACGUCGAAAUUGGAAAUCCGGAACCGAUCCAGGAGCCGGAAGAGGAUCCAAACCCAACUACACCAGAACAAGAAAUCGAUCUCGAUGUCGGAGACGCUACGCCAGCUACCGAAGAACCGGACGACGUCGCCGAAGAUGUCGAGCCGGAUGCUACGGGCUCUGGUGGGGAGUGUGUUAGGAAUAUUCCAUUCCAACAGACGACGACGAGAUCCGGGCGCCGCAUAACAACACCGGCGCACCUACGCGACUAUUGCCUAGGGGGCCCCCGAUAG